Molecule: messenger RNA, 9918 nt
Organism: Aaosphaeria arxii CBS 175.79
Lineage: Eukaryota; Fungi; Ascomycota; Dothideomycetes; Pleosporales
Exons: 2
Coding region: 1-9918 (3305 amino acids)
Source: RefSeq, a predicted model, not a curated record
AUGACGCCGAGCUCUCGAAUGCAAACAAACCCUCAGACCACUGACUACAUCGUACACGGUACGGUCCUAACAGUCGACGGGACACCUCUUGUAGACUAUAUUAUCAAUGCUGUGGACGUCGACAUUCGCUCCGAGCAAUUGCUCGGCAGCACACGAACAUCCAAACCCGACGGUUCAUAUGUGAUUCCAUACUAUCCGGACAAAGUCAAGCCGCUCGAUAGAGGAUCAGCAGACCUUAAGAUUUAUGUGUAUGACCCCGCAAAAAAGGAUGUGGUACUGGCAAAGUCGGAGAUCAAGUUCAAUGCGCCCAAGGACUGUACCAUCGAUAUUGUAGUCGGCGGAACGACCGUCAAAGGUCCUCCGGAAUUUGAUGUAUUGGCAGCCAAAAUUCUUCCCCUACUUGGCAAAUUGGAACCGAGUCAGAUUGUCGAAGAUGAUGAACAUCAGGAUAUUUCGUUUCUCGUGGGCGAAUUGGACGAGCAGCGCGAAAGAGUCGAGUUCUUUGCGUUGGCGUGCCAGUUCCACGCGGAGACCAAGAUUGAUCCGGAUAUCUUCUACGGCGUACUUCGAAAGGGUUUACCCACAGACCUUGGUCAACUGCUUGGGCAAAGUGUCACUCAAUGGAGAGACGCUCUGAAUGCCGCCAUGUCCGAAAACAUCAUUCGUACACGAAGCAACAAAGAACUAGAACCCUUGUUGCAGGCAGUCGUACGGCAGGGAGUCAGACGCGCGGUCCAGAUUCCCGGACAAGAAGGCAAGACAGCGCUUGGUGCACUCCUCUCAACAGGAUUUCAAAGCCCAGCACUCUUCGUCGAGGCACUUACCAAAGCCGAAAAUCCAUCGGUCGAGGAGUUCUGGGCGGGUCUUGAGGCAAAGCCAGAGUUCAAGGGCAAGGUUGCGGCAUUACAAUCCACGGUGCAACUGGGAAUCCUCACACUAAGCCACACGCCACUGGUACAGGAACUACAGCGACAGAAGAAGAAUUUCGCAGACCUCACACAAUUCAGCGUGAAAGGGUGGUUAAAACUUAUCCAACACCCCGUGUCUAAGAUUGGAGUCCCUCCAGAAGUGCCCGGAGACACGGAAGACGAGAAAGCCCUGAAUUAUGCGACCGCGUUAUCCCAUGCAGUAGAAGACGCGAUGCCAGCGAAGCAUUUAGUCGACAGGCUGACAGAUCCAGAUGAUGAUGCAGAGCAGGGACACUUGCCAACAAAGCCACAAUUGCUGUCUUUUCUUCAAAAGAACCCUAAAUUUGACUUCACAACGCAGAGACUGCCGGAUUACCUGUCCAAGAAUCGUGACGCCUUACUCGGAUUAGAAAGUCCCGACCUAGUCAAGUCCACAGUCCAGGCCAUUCAGAGGGUAUAUUCGAUCGCACCCAGGUACAACCAGACACGAGCUCUUAUCGCAGACGGUAUACACUCUGCAAUGCAAAUAUCUCGCAUGGGCCAGUCAGCCUUUGCUGCCAGAUAUGGUACCGCACUUGGUGGAAAGGCAGAAGCAUACAAGAUCUUUGAGCGCUCCGAGCAAGUCCAUGCCACGUCAUUCAACCUCAUUGCAACCUAUGGCUUGAUAAACAGCAAAAUCAAAACCCCGGUAUGGCUUGAUUGGAAAGUGUCUCAAACCACUGUAGAUGGGCAUAUUCCAGAUCUAGAAACUCUUUUUGGAUCCAUGGAUAUGUGCGCGUGCGAGGAGUGUCGCUCAAUCGAUGGUCCAGCUGCGUAUUAUGUCGACAUCUUGCACUUUCUCAAGGACCGCAGAUUGAUCGACAAAAUCGAAAGAGAUCGCGAUGGUAAUAUUGACAAGGUAACGUUAAAGCGACGUCGGCUGCCCGGAUCCAAUGUUGAGGUGGAGAUGAAUGUAAAGGACGUGCUAUUCGACCGACGUCCAGACCUCGGAGAGAUUGAACUCACCUGUCAAAAUACCAACACACCUCUUCCAUACAUAGACUUAACUAUCGAAGUACUCGAAGAUGCGAUCCGUCCGCCCCCAAAGUUCAAGAAGGUCACGUUACCCGAUACUGCAGCCGUCGAGCUGAACGCUUUAAACCUUCAGAACAUCAGAGCCCUUUUCACACCUCCACUGACUAGCUUUGCUACCGCAACGGUGGUGAACCGGGGUGAGUGGUGGGAAAUCGAUGAGUCCGCAUAUACAUACUCGAUUCAGAUAGAAGAAAAAAAGAUCAAAGCCGUUUGGCGGAGUAGACAGACCAAGGGUUCUGCAGCAGAAAGAGCGGCGAAUCCGCAGUACAUGAAUGCAGGCGCCUAUGAGGUUCUUCGAAAACAGGUGUAUCCUUGGAACCUUCCAUUUGACCUAUGGACCGAAACAGUGCGGACGUAUCUGGCUCACAUUGACGUUCAGCGGUGGCGGGUCACGGAGGCGCUUUCUCCCACUCCAAGACCACAGACGCUCCAGAGGCUAGACAUUGCCCUGGAGCAGCUCAGGCUCACCAAAUUAGACGCAGAUCUCAUCUCUGGUAACACUACGGGGCAACCAGAUGCUUCCCAAACCGGCCUAUGGAAUCUUUGGGGUUUCAACACGGAGGUGCUAGAUGUAAACAAUGGCAUCCCGGAUCCCUCCAAUAAGGACUUGAUGAUCACAGGUGGUCUUUGGACAACCGUCCUGACAUCUCGGCUGGAUAUUUUCUUGAGACAGUCUAGUCUUAAGUACAACCAGCUACGAAAUCUAAUACAGAUAUACAAACCACCAGAGAAGCCCGUUUUAAGCAUCAAUCCUAUCAAAGGCGCCAAUGCGGGUACCUGCAAUCUCAAGGACUUGCAGCUUGACGGUGCUGACGUGGGAGCACUUCACUGGAUCAGCCGUUUCAUUCGCCUCUUUCGGAAACUGGAAGGCCAUGGUUGGACUGUACUUACUCUAGGCCAAGCCCUGAAUACAUUCGGCUCCCAGUCACUACUGUCGCUAGCGCACAUCGAGCGCCUUCGUGCGGUGUUGGACAUACCUCUCCAGGCAAUUCUGGCUUUCUGGGCGCCGAUAAGCACACAUGUGUAUAUCGACCACGAAGACGAAGAUGAAGACGUCGAGCCUGCGUCAUUUUUCGCUAGUGUCUUCAAAAACAAGACGGUCGUCACCAAUCCUCCAGACCCAAUCUUCAAUGGUGAUCCAACAAAUCUUUCGGGCUCCCUGUCCGCUAGUGCACCGGCGAUUUCAGGUGCUCUGAACAUUGCGGCCAGAGACCUUUCUGUCGUCCUCCAGAGUACUAUCAUUGUAGUAGACGACGAGCUUUCGUUAAGCAAUUUGUCGCAGCUAUACCGACACUCAGUACUUGCCAAGGCCCUAGGUCUGAAGAUUCGCGACUACCUACUUCUUUUGAAAGUACGACCUUUCGAGGUAUUCGAAGAUACUUCUGCAACGGUGGCGUUUGUAGAAAGCGUUUCUAGGAUUGUUGAAUCAGGGUUCAGUUUUAUAGAACUAAACUAUUUGCUUUGCCAUGAUUUCACUGAUGAAAGUCGCGUGCAUCCCACUGAUAGUAGCCUAUCACAAAUCCUCGAAGAACUGAGGAGCGAUUUACAGAAGAUAUCAAAUGAAAACACUUUUGACGAUGAGGAAGAGGCGGAUGAGAACGGUGAAAUAACGAAGAAAAAGCUCAUAUUGUUGGGUUGGCCCGCCGAUGUUGUCACCCAAACUGUCGCUAUGCUCAAUAAUUCGACCAGUUUCACCGUUCCAAUUGGGGCGCCGCUGCCCAAUAAUCUUAUCUUCCCCGAAGGUCUGCAAGACAAACUCAGUUACGAUGCCACCGACGAGACUGCGCUUAGAUUGACGUAUACUCGUGUCAUGACAAUUGCUGAACGAGAUGAGCUGCUCAAUGUGCCACACGCUAGCAACGAGUACAAAGUAGCUAUCAACGCUCUCUUCGAGAUCCCGCGAACAUUCUUCAAACGAAAUCUCAGUAGUUUCCUUGCUCAACUGCAGGACUUUUCCACCAACCUUGCUGAUCUGCCAACGAGUGUGAAAUUUCCUUCAAGUCUGAAGAGGAAAUUAUUCUUUGACCCGACAGCGAAGACGCUUCAUUUCCUUGGGGUGAUGUCGGAGUCGGAGAAGCAGGCAAUAUUAGUUGGCGUGGACCAAGUCGCCAACGUAGCAUUCGUUGAAGCUGUGGACGCACUUUUUGCAGCACCAGAUACGUUCAACACCACUGCAGACGUUUUCUUGACACACGAAGACGUCUCCACCAUGUUCGAUGCUUCAAAAAUUGACGACAAACAAGUUGCCACGUCGGACCGUAGCGCGAUUUUGCUCAAGAAGCUGCUUCCCGUGCUCAAGGAUCGACUUAGCUCCCGACUUGUGACGCAAAAGGUGGGCCAAUACCUGGGCGUAGAAGACCAGAUAACCGAGGCGCUCUUGACCAAGUGGGUGAGAAUGUCAGGUGGCUUUGUGGGCCUUCAAUUCCGAGUACCGGCAUUCAUCGAUAGCAGUACAAAAGUGCCUGUAACCAAAAUUGCGUUUCCAACACAGUUCAACGCUCUCGUUCUGCUCAAGAAAAUUGCCCUCAUCGUGUCGAAAUUCGGUCUUUCCAAGAAGGAGUUAAGGUGGCUAUUUGACUACAGGACCUCAACACCUUCAGACCCUACCACUGGUUGGCUAGAUUUGAAUGCUUUGCCCCUCCAGCUUGUACCAGCAGAUGCAGUGCGGUUCCUAGGAUGGGAGAGACUGGUAACCUUGUUCCAGCUGCGUGACAGCCUUCCACUCGGCACAAAUACGCUAGAUAUAAUCUUCACCAUGGCUAGAAAUUCAGGUGGAGAUCCAAUCCAAGAGCUCAGUAAGAAGACGCAAUGGCUACAGAAGGACGUGGAAUAUCUCGCAGGUCCAGCAGUGUUCAACCUCGCACUCCCUGAUGCAUUCCGCGAUGAGAUUGCUCUGACGAAGAUAGUCGAUGCACUAAAGCUCAUUCGCAAGAUCGGUUGCUCUGCUGCUGAUGCAGCGCUCUUCGCAAAGCCCGAGCUUGGUGAAAUAGAGGCACGAGCAGUCGUGCACACUGUCAAGUCAAAGUAUGACGAAACUAUGUGGUUGACAGUAGCGCGACCGCUGCGAAAUAUCCUUCGGGAGAAGCAAAGGGCUGCCCUAGUUGCCUACCUAGUAGCACAUCCUCUUCCUGGCAUAGUGCCAAUAUGGCAGAGUCCCAACGACCUGUAUGCAUACUUUCUCAUGGAUGUCGAAAUGGGCCCAUGUCAACUUACCAGUCGCAUAAAGCAAGCCAUUAGCGUAACGCAACUCUUUACGCAGCGCUGCCUUAUGAAUCUUGAGCGUCGGCAAGUGCUAGCGAGCUCCGAGUUUGACGUUCGGUGGAACGAGUGGAAGACACUGAAGUCAUUUCGAAUCACUAGCGCCGCUCGUCAAAUCUUUGAGAAGCCAGAAAACUUUCUCGACUCGGCUCUAAGAGACGACAAGUCGCCGUUCUACAAAGAGCUCGAGACAGAGCUACAACAGAAUGACCUGACUCAGUCGACGGCUGAGGUCGCCUUUGCCAACUAUUUGGAGAAGCUUGAUACCGUAGCUAGUCUAGAGGUUUUAGCGUACUACCACCAAGAGGAAAUUGACGCCGCCGGAAACACUUCCAUCGAUAUAAUUCAUAUCUUUGCGAGGUCUCGCGGUACUCCCUCUCAAUACUUCUACCGCAAGCGCGUAGAUUCUGCUGAGUGGACAAGCUGGGAGAAGAUGGAUGUAGAUGUUACUGGGUCCCAUCUUAUCCCAGUAAUGUGGGGUCGGAGACUCUAUCUCUUUUGGGCUGUAAUGACGGAGAAGCAAGCGAAAACAGCAAUCACGAUGCCAUCAGGGUCUAAUGGCGUACCGGUGGGCAAUUCCUUUUGGGAGAUCAAACUCGCUUGGUCUGAGCUCAAGAACGGCAAGUGGCUUGCAAAGAAAAUCUCUGAAGAUUUUAUCCUGUGUUGGAAGGCGGGUCAUGUGUAUAUUCAGGAUUUUGACGAACCGGAUAUGCAGAAGAAAGAAGGCAGAUCUAACUUGACAUUUAAGGUUGUUGGCGGUGGCGACUCCACGUCCCUCCGCAUCGACUGUAAGCAGAUUAUCACCGCUCCGGAUCUCAUUGGGUACUUCUUUUUCGACGGGAUGAAGAUGACACCAACUGUAACAUCAUUACUACGUGGAGAGCCGCUCCCUGCGUCGAUUGAUCCGCUUCUCUUCUUUUACAGUUAUAUUGCUUGCCCGACAGGAACGACGCCAAGAUGGAUGUCCUUUGGCCAAAUCGGAGAUGGAAGGACCGGAGGCACGUCUGGUGGUAAGCUCUACCUAACGACAAGAAGAUUCAGUACAGCUCUGGCCGAACAAUCCAAGAGCAAGGUGACAGCAACAAAAGGAGAAGCCCUUGUAUUGAGAAACAUUGUGGGCCCAGGCUUAUUCAACAUUAUCCAUGGGCAUCAAGAUCAUCAAUUCAGUUCGCAGCGGCCAUUCUUCUUCCAGCAUCAAAAUCGGUCCUUUUUUGUUGAGCCUGAGGAUGUUGCUCUCCGGUAUGACCCUCGUAUUUGGUUAAAGGAUGCCGCGAAACUCAACCCCUUGUUGCUGGAUGGUUCAUAUUUCAGCCAGUAUCUGGAGAAAACGCGCAUUCCCACUCCUCAUCAACCCUUCCCCGGCCCUGAAAUUGUGGGUCCUCUCGUAGGCAAUCCCUCCUUUGACAUUAGCACGACUGGGAUUCAGUCCCAUAUAAAAACAUCCAUUGGAGCAGCUCGAGAGUUGCGGUCGCUCACCUUGUCGUCGACUAUGAACAGGAACAUAGAUAAACUCGACCUGAGUCGUAUCGACGUCAAGAUUGACAGCAUUUUCCCAAGGAAAAAGGUCUACAAAUUCUCUUCCUUCUAUCACCCCUUUGUGACAGAGUUCACAAAGCACCUGAACCGCGACGGUAUUGAUGGCCUACUUCAGCGUCCUGUCCAGCUGUCCAAACGAGUCUUUUUUGGGGCCGCCUUUGAUCCCAACAGGGCACAUGUAGCAGGCUCUUACCCGGAGGAAGAGGUCGAUUUUGAUUUGGGGGGAAGCAUGUCGCAGUACAAUUGGGAACUUUUCUUCCACAUCCCCAUUCUUAUUGCGGAGCGACUGAGUCAAAACCAGAGGUUUCAGGAAGCGCAAAAGUGGUUUCACUAUAUUUUCGAUCCGACAGACACUUCUAAUCUCAAAUCGCCUAUGCGUUACUGGCGAAUGAAGACCUUUUUCGAGACGGAAGAUCCGCAAUAUGCCGAGGAAACUAUCCAGAAUCUCAUGCGCUUCCUGGCAAAACGAGGAAAUCCACAGGAGCUAGCUGCGUUGUCGGCAGAUUUGAGGAAGCGCCUAGAGGUCAUGGAAGAAGCAGUCAAAAGAUGGCGGAAGGACCCCUUCAAUCCCUAUCUUGUAGCACGAACCCGCACAACGGCCUUCCAGAAAGCGGUUGUGAUGAAGUAUCUAGACAAUCUAAUCGCAUGGGGCGAUCAUCUCUUCCGUCAAGACACAAUCGAGUCCAUCAACGAGGCCACGCAGCUCUUCAUUCUAGCUGCCGAGAUUCUUGGGGAGAGGCCAUCCGAAAUCGCUCCUCGCGCGAAACCGCGAGUUCAAACAUUUAACACUCUGGAAGAUAAGUUGGACAGCUUCUCCAACGCUCUUGUCCAGAUCGAGGAGCUCGUCCCUGCUGCCCCAAGUAACAAAGUCUCCAUUCGCCCAACAAAGUAUCAACCGCAAGUCGCUAGCUCUAACAUUUUGUACUUUUGUGUACCCAAAAAUUCGAAGCUGUUGGGCUACUGGGACAUUGUAUCGGAUAGGCUCUUCAAGAUUCGCAAUUGCAUGAACCUCCAGGGUAUCGUCCGUGAGCUAGCACUCUUCGAGCCACCCAUUGAUCCAAUGCUAUUGGUUAAGGCUUCAGCUGCAGGUGUCGAUUUAGGGAGCGUCUUAAGUGAUAUGGAUGCUUCAUUGCCGUAUUACAAGUUUACAACCAUGAAUGCCAAGGCAAAUGAAGUGUGCAACGAACUGAGAGGCCUCGGAUCGGCACUUUUGACGGCCCUAGAGAAGCGGGACGCUGAAUCACUUGCCCUUUUGCGCGCAAGUCACGAGAUAACGACACUGGAAGCCGUUCGGAAAAUUAAGGAAAAGAGCAUCCAGGAGGCCUCCGAAGCACUGAGCGCCGUGGGAAAUGGGAAAUCCGUCGUUCAAGAACGAUUCAAUUACUACAACACCAUUGCCUUCAUGAAUCCCUGGGAAAUUGCGCACAUGUCAAUGGAAGGCCUCGCGCUUGUUCUCCAAAUCAUUGAGGCAGCUACACAACCUGUCGCGGCGUCGCUGGCUCUCAUUCCGGAAAUUAAGGUCGGCGCUCCGACGUCAGUAGGUGUUACCUACGGCGGCGCAAAUCUCUCGUACUCGGCAUCAUACUUUGGCGCAUUUUUGUCUCGCUCAGCUGGGCUUCUUAGCAAAGGUGCCGGCAUGGCUGCGACCAUGGGAAGUCAUUGGCGACGGAAAGACGACUGGGAUCUUCAGAAGCGUUUGGCGAGCAAAGAGCUCGACCAAUUUGAUAAACAAAUCGCAGGAGCAUCGGUGCGGCUCGAGAUUAGCACCCAAGAGCUGUCCAGCCACGACUUACAGCAAGAGAAUGCAAAAGAAAUCCGAGACUACUUAGAGAGCAAGUUCAACAACGUCGAGCUCUAUGACUGGAUGAUUGGCCAACUCUCGACGCUAUACUUUCAAUCGUAUCAAAUGGCAUAUGACAUUUCCAAACGCGCCGAGAGAGCCUAUGCAUUCGAGUUAGGUUUGCCAAAGGCAGAUUUCGUCCAGUUUGGGUACUGGGAUAGCAUGAAGAAGGGCUUAUUGGCUGGUGAGAAGCUUGCCUACGACCUCAAGAGAAUGGAGCUGUCGUACCUGGACCAGGAUAGACGGGAAUACGAAAUCACAAAGGCCAUAUCACUUGUCCAGCUUGACCCAGUUGCACUGAUUCAGCUCAAGGAAACGGGCGAAUGCUUCUUCGGAGUCCCAGAAGCUUUGUUUGACCUCGACUAUCCCGGCCACUAUUUUCGCAGAAUCCGGACCGUGGGAGUAACGGUCCCUUGCGUUGUUGGGCCGCAUUCGAGCUUCAGCUCAACUUUAACGCUCCUGAAGUCGUCGGUCCGCGUCGGAGCCACACUAUCGAAUGGGAAGUAUGGGAGGCGUGACAAUGAUACACGGUUCCGAGACUUCUACGCUCCAUCGCAGUCCAUUGUGACAUCCACUGGUCAAAACGACUCCGGACUCUUCGAGACCAAUCUCCGCGAUGAGCGAUUUCUCCCAUUUGAGCGGACUGGCGUGAUAAGCUCGUGGAGACUACAGCUCGGCCCGGCAACCAUGGCACAAAUAGACUUCCAGACAAUCACCGACGUUAUACUCCAUUUCAAGUACACAGCGCGGGAGGCAGGCGAGCCUCUCCGCUCCCAAGCCAUUAGCGAAUUGAAAGCAAAGACGCUCGAUUCUAUCGCGAUUGCAGAGAGUCAAACCGGCCUGGCUCGCUUCUUCAGCCUUCGUCAUGAGUUUCCCGACGCAUGGCAUCGACUCUGGCAGGCACCCUCGGGCCAAGGGGCUACAACGCAAGAGGCGAGACUGCCCAUUCUUACAACGCGAUUUCCCUUCAUGUUCAGACUCGUAAAGAGCCUCAACAUCUUCCGAAUCGAGGUUUUUAUCAGAGUCAAGGAGAAGUUUUUGAAAUCUACACAUGGGGCCGCCGCGGUCAAGUUUGCGAUAGUCGGAGAAGACGCACCGGAAGAUGAGCCAAAUCCACCGUUGGAACUGAUUGAAUGGAAAGGCGUGCUUCGGGGCGCGAAGACACUGGAUCAUUCCCCGGGCGUGUUCAUUAUAACGACAUGGUUGGAUGACGGAGGCCUGGUUCUCCGUGAAGCUGUGGAUGAGAUUAUGCUUGUAGCGCACUACGCUGCGAUAUGGCCACCAAUCGCCCCUACCACCUAA